AUGGAUCCCACCGCGGCCAAUAUCAAAGAUGGCAGCCUAGAAAAAUACUCAGGAAGAAAGCUAUUAUGUGUUACACUCCGUUUUUACGUGCGGUAUCGAAGCAAGAUCUCCUUCGGACUGGAUGACACAGUAAUCGGCCUGGCCAUGCUAGGCCAGCUUGCAUGGGCAGGCGUCAUAAUCGGUAGCUAUAAGCCUGUUCCCAACUCUACUAAGAAACUCCAGCUCCAUCCUGAGAUUGAUAUCUAA
This is a messenger RNA of Penicillium verhagenii, 246 nucleotides long. RefSeq lists its product as uncharacterized. The transcript has 2 exons. Bases 1 to 246 code for a protein of 81 amino acids. NCBI's taxonomy places the organism in Eukaryota, Fungi, Ascomycota, Eurotiomycetes, Eurotiales, Aspergillaceae. The record is from RefSeq and is a predicted model, not a curated record.